AUGCCAAAAAAAUCAACUAAUUUUUGUGAGGAUAAUAUUGCUGCAGCAAUACUAGCUGUUGAUAAUGGCAUGUCAAAAAAAGCAGCUUCCAAACAAUUUAACAUCAAUAGAUCAACCUUGCAAUUUAGACUUAAAAAUAGAGACAGACCAACAUUUAAUUGUGGCCCUUCAAGUAUCCUAACCAAAUUAGAAGAAGAAAUUCUAGUACGGUGGCUUUUGGAAUGCUCUAAAAAGGGAUUUCCUAGACGCAAGGAGGACUUGCAGUUGAGUGUCAAGCAGUUCUUAGAUGAACAAGGAAGGUCUAGCCCGUUUAAAAAUAAUUAUCCUGGAAUUGCUUGGUAUAAAGCCUUUUUAAGAAGAAACCCUGUGAUCUCAGUUAGAACAAGUGAACAUGUGACAUCUGCAAGUGCAAAUGUAAGUGAGCAAAAUAUUAGGAAGUGGUUUGACGAUAUUCAUCAAUAUUUAUCUGAUGAAAAUUUGUCAAUUAUUUUAAACGAUCCUUCUCGAGUUUUCAAUGGAGAUGAAACAGGUUUUUCUCUUUGUCCUAAAACAAAGUCUGCCCUAGGGCCAAAAGGGGCAAAAGAUGUCUAUGAAGUGGCCAAAGGAAACGAGAAGGAAAAUUUAACUGUUAUGUUUACCUUCAAUGCGGCAGGAAUUAUGUGUCACCCAAUGGUUAUCUAUAGCUAUAAACGUAUUCCCCAACAUAUAAUUGAUUCUGUACCUCCUAAUUGGGGAGUUGGAAGGUCUGAUACAGGUUGGAUGAAGGCUGAAGUGUUUUAUGAAUACAUUGCUAAUGUUUUUCAUCCUUUCUUGAUUGAAAAUAGUAUUCAAUUUCCUGUUAUUCUCUUUGUCGAUGGGCAUAAAAGUCACCUUACAUACCAACUAAGCAAUUUGUGUUCGCAAUUAAAUAUAAUUCUUAUUGCUUUGUAUCCUAAUGCUACAAGAAUAUUACAACCAGCUGAUGUGGCCGCAUUUAAACCUCUUAAGUCUGGUUGGAAAAAGGGAUUAUUUGAGUGGCGUAAUCAAAAUCCAAAUUGUGCAGUUACAAAGAAAGAUUUUGCCCCAAUAUUAGAUCAAGUCAUAAAAAAUACUGUGAAAAGUGAAGUUUUGACUAACGGUUUUAGGGCAUGUGGGUUAUACCCAUGGAAUGUAAAUCAAAUAGACUUUAAGAAAUGUUUAGGAAAAAAUAAAGGUCCUGAAUUAAAUGAUACAGAUAAUAGUGACAUUACCAAAAGUACUAAUACUGCUCAUGCUACUCGACUAAGUUUUAAUGAUUUUUCUGAUAUUGUUGGUGUUGAAACAUUGGAGAAGUUUAACAGCAUACAUGAUGAGGUAGAAACCCAAAAGUAUUCAGAAGAAUUUUUUACUUUGUACAGAUUAUUUGAAAAAUUAAAGAAGGAUAAUAGUGAUGAGAGCACUAUUCGAUUAUCACCAAUAAAUUCUACUGCCCAACCUUAUGAUAUUAAUAGUACUAAUCAAAUAUCACCAUGCAACUUUAAAGCACAAUCUCCUGAUUGUAUUGUUAUUAAUAAUCAAAAUGAACUAUUAAAACAACAGACAUAUAUCACAACAUCAAGUAACAUUUUAGAAAAACCUGUAAGCACACCUACAAACUUUGUUAAUGUUAAAAAGUUAAAUAUAACACCAAUAGAGUCAUGUCUUGUGUGGCCUGUAACUCCUGAACGAAAAAACAAUAGAAUGACUGAACGAGUUCCUUAUGUUAUAACAUCCAAAAAUUGGAAAUAUUUGUAUGAACAGAAAGAACAUACUAAACGAACAAUUGAAGAAGACAAAGAAACAAGAAAAAGACUUAGGGAGGAAAAUAAAAUUUUAAAAGCAAAUCAACCCACUAAAUUAACAAAGCAAAAAGUUGUAAAAAAUCUUUUUCCAGUACUUAAUAAAAAUAAAAAACCGACAACUGUCACUAGCCAAACUAUUAGUUAUAAAAAUUUUGAAGGUACUAAUAAUGCGGACAUAGAUCUUGAAGAACCUUUCAAUAUAAAUGUAUUUAAUAGUGUAAUUGAAAGUGGUUGUUGUAUUUCAUGUGACACUGAAAUAAAAGUUACUGAUUUGGGUGUUGAGUGUAAUUUUUGCAACAAUAAAUACCAUCAACGAUGUGCUAUGAAAGAUACCAAUGAUGAUCUCAAUUGUGAAGAUAUUCUCUUUAUUUGUCAAAACUGCGAAAAGGCUGUAUACAUUAAUUAA
This is a messenger RNA of Macrosiphum euphorbiae (potato aphid), 2205 nucleotides long. NCBI's taxonomy places the organism in Eukaryota, Metazoa, Arthropoda, Insecta, Hemiptera, Aphididae. The record is from the annotation of a GenBank genome assembly.